CUUUGGUUCCCAUAGGACUCUCAGAAUUCUUGAUGACCCUUUUCUCCUUUCCUCUUCAAUCAAAAUUUUGAGAGCAUAUUAGUUGGAAUAUAUAAUUAUAAAAACCUUUCUAUCCAUGGCUGCAGGCUUUUGGCUUCUUGUUUUGGUUGCUGUUGUUGGUUUUUUGAUGGCCCUUGUCCUGAACCAUUUCUUGCCCUUGUUCUUGAAGUAUGGCCUUGCGCUAAAAGGAACAUUUGGGUGGCCUAUUAUUGGAGAAACACUUGGUUUUUUACAGCCUCACUCUUCCAAUUCUAUUGGCACAUUUCUUCAAGAACAUUGCUCUAGGUAUGGAAAAGUGUUCAAGACACAUUUGUUCUUUUGUCCCACUGUGGUGUCCUGUGACCAGGAGCUUAACUACUUCAUACUUCAGAAUGAGGGCAAGUUUUUCCAGUGCAGCUAUCCGAAGCCUAUCCAUGGUAUUCUUGGCAAUUUAUCUAUGCUGGUUGCAGUGGGAGAAACUCACAAAAGACUCAGAAAUGUGGCCCUUUCUCUAGUCAGCAUCACCAAAUCAAAGCCCGAGUUUCUCCAAGACAUAGAGAGAAUUGCCGUUCAAAUUCUGGGUUCAUGGAAAGGCAAACCAAAAGUCAUCUUCCGUGGAGAGGCCAGAAAGUUUACAUUCAAUGUAAUAGUAAAGCUGGUUUUAGGGUUGACACCAGAGGACCCAGAGACAGCCAAAAUUCUAGAAGACUUUCUCACUUUCAUGAGAGGAUUGAUAUCUCUCCCAAUUUGUAUCCCAGGAACUGCAUAUGCAAGAGCUGUUCAGGCUAGAAGCAGAAUAUCUUCUACUGUCAAAGCAAUUCUAGAGGAAAGAAGAAGAAAUAAUGUUGGUGAUAGCCCCAGGAAAAGGAGUGAUUUCCUUGAGAUACUCUUAUCUGUUGACGCCUUAUCUGAAGAUGAAAAAGUGAGUUUUGUUUUGGAUUCUCUGUUGGGUGGCUAUGAAACUACUUCUCUCUUAAUGGCCACCGUGGUGCAUUUUCUUAGCCACACACCCCCUGCAUUAGAUCAAUUAAAGCAAGAGCAUCAGAAAGUAAGAAGCAUGAAGCAGAAAGAUGAGAAGUUGAACUGGGAAGAUUAUAAGAGAAUGGACUUUACUCAAAAUGUGAUCAAUGAAGCUCUGAGAUAUGGGAACAUUGUCAAAUUUGUGCACAGAAAGGCUCUCAAAGAUGUCAAAUUCAAAGGUUACCUAAUUCCUUCAGGCUGGAAGGUACUACCUGUCUUCAGUGCAGUCCAUCUGGACCCAUCCCUCCAUGCGAAUUCCCUCCAGUUCCAUCCUUGGAGAUGGGAGAGCCAAGAUCAGACAUUAUGCAAGAAAUAUACACCCUUUGGAGGGGGACCCAGAUGCUGUCCAGGAUCUGAACUGGCUAAGGUUGAGGUUGCUUUCUUCCUCCAUCACCUUGUGCAAAAUUUCAGAUGGAGAAGUGAAGCAGAUGACCAACCAAUGGCAUAUCCAUGUGUGGAAUUCCAAAGAGGGUUAGUGCUAAACUUGGAGCCAUGUUCUUCAAAUCCUUUGCAGCCUUUUCAAAGUGGGGAAUGAAGGAUGAUAAUAGCACCAUGGAAAAAUUAUGCUUGGCUAUCAUUUUCGGUCUUCUUUUUUUCCCUUUUUUUCCAAUGCCAAUGGAUUACAUUAAGUUGUAACAUAUGUAGUCUUCCUCCCUGUAUAUAAUUACAUAAUGUACUCAACCUUCCUAUGUUACUAUUUCUUUGCUUUUACCAUUUUCGAGCUAAGCCUAAGUGUCAGCAAAAGUUCAUUUCUUGAAAUUUCUCUUAUGACCAAUUAUGUUUUAUGGACUCGAAAUCAACUGUUCAACAUCGG
Rubroshorea leprosula is the source of this 1852-nucleotide messenger RNA. Lineage: Eukaryota; Viridiplantae; Streptophyta; Magnoliopsida; Malvales; Dipterocarpaceae. The record is from the annotation of a GenBank genome assembly.